AGAGUUGCUCUUCGUGAGAAAUGAAAGCUACAGAACUGCGAUGGUGGGAGGAUUAAUGUGGAGCGAUCCUUUAUAAACGGCAGACCCAACCUGCAUCAUUCAUUGCGUUUCAGAGGAACUGACGAGCAACUACUCUGAGAUGACUCAGCAACAAACACAAGAAGGAUGAGUGGGAAGACAAGAAAUCAAACCCGGAGGUCCUUUGGGGCAACAGCACCAACCUUCAUUGACUACCUGAAAGGUAUUCUUCGUCGAUAUCCUGAUGGUGGGCAAAUUUUGAAGGAGCUGAUUCAAAAUGCUGACGAUGCUCAAGCAACGGAGGUGAUUUUCAUCCACGAUGAGAGGAGCUAUGGUACUGAGAGUCUUUGGAGUGACAAUCUUGGACAAUACCAAGGUCCGGCUCUUUAUGCUUACAACAAUGCGGUGUUCACUGGUGAAGACUGGGAAAGAAUUCAAAAGGCUGGAAGAAGCGGCAAAAUCAACGACCCCAACAAAAUCGGGAGGUUUGGAAUUGGGUUCAACUCUGUUUACCACAUAACAGAUGUGCCCAGUAUUUUCAGCUCAGGACACCUUGGAUUGAUGGACCCGCAAGAACAAAUAUUUGGUGAUAAGGGGUUUUGGUGGUUUCUGGAUGAACCUGAUGACAAAGAAGCUUUGAUGACGAUGCAUGACCAGUUCCAACCCUACAGAGACAUAGUUUCACUUCUCGGCAAACAAGAAUGGUCCCAAAUCAUUGGGAAUCAGUACUUCUCUGGGACACUUUUCAGGUUCCCAUUACGCAACAAGGCAUCAGAGAUUUCAGACAAUCUGUAUGAUUCAGAUAAGGUGGUGGAGCUUUUUGAUAGCUUCGUCGCAGAUGCAGAUUUAAGCCUCCUCUUUUUGAAAAGUGUGAGCUCGGUGUCCUUGAUCCAUGUUAGUGAGGAUGGUACUGUUAACACCAGACUUGAAGUGAAAUCCUCAGAACCAAUAGAAGGUCUUCUGAAACAAGAAGAUAAGUCAGAUGUUGAAGGUUUGACAAAGUUCAGAUUGAUAACUGAAAGUUCAGAGGAGCACAAAGAAACAAAAUGGCUUGUAACAACAUGCACCAUGAAAGAGAGUAAGGUGCCAAACCUUGAUCGUCUUGCAAAAAAGUUGAGUUUUUUACCCAGAGUAGACUUGGCAUUCCCCCUUGAUGAGCAGAGAGACUGUAGUCAGGGCAGACUGAGCUGCUUUCUCCCUCUGCCAAACAAUGAAUCCAACAAGACCGGUCUCCCAGUUUAUGUUAACGCCUGCUUUGGCCUGACGGACAACAGAAGGCACAUCAAGUGGGAAGAAGAAGACCAGAAACAUGACGAGCAUGCCUUGUGGAAUGAAUUGCUGGUGAAGGAGGUGCUCCCACAAGCAUAUGUGAAGAUCAUUCAAGAUGCCAUCAAACUUUGUCAACAAAGUGCUCUUUCUGUGUCUUCUGUGUACAACCUGUGGCCUGAUGUUACUCAAAUGCAGCACAAGGACAAAUGGCUCAAUGUCGCUGUGGAUGUUUUUCAUCACUUACUCAAUCAGAACAUGGCUGUUCUCUCUCUUGCCAGAGAUGAAACCCAGUUUAUCCCUCUAUCAGAGGCUGUGAUGCCCUGUAAUGGUCCAACAACAUCUGACACACUGUCUGCCAUUAAAAGAACUUUGGUUUCCUGUGGGGAGAAUCUUGUGAGUUUACCAGCUAAGGCAGUGAGGGCCAUUGAAGCCUAUCCACACAGUAACCCAAAGUGUGUGACUCCCAGCUUCCUCAGAAAGGUUCUCCGCAGGUCUGGUGUUCAUAACAUCAGUAAGGAAGACAAACUCUGUGUUUUGGAGUACAUACUGAGUGAUGGACAAUACAGGGAACUGGAGGGCCUUCAGCUACUUCCACUCAGUGAUGGAUCUUUCAGAUCUUUUACAAACAAAGAGGAGGACACUGCUUUGAUUGAUAACAAGGAAUUUCCAAGAAUGCUACUGCCAUACAGCAAAAACCUCUUCAUCCCGCACGAUCUAAGUUCAACCUGCAGAACCCACCUGACAGAACUGGCCAAGCUAAAACUAUUCAGAGUCAUCAACAUUGAUAAAGACCAUGUAGUGCAAUAUACAAGAAAACAUCUGCCACAGGACUGGAGGAAGACGGAGAAAAGACUUGUUACUUGGGACACCAGCAACAGUCACCAUCCACCAUUAGAUUGGCUCCAAGAAUUCUGGAGGUUUCUCAACUCUCACUACAAUGAGUUAAGUUGUUUUAAAGAAAUACCCCUGAUACCUGUCAGUCCCCUCUCUGUCAGUCAUCCUGUUUCACUUGCAAAACUACAACAGAAGACAACCCUCAUUUUUCAGAAACGAGGUGAGAACAGUUUGCCCAACCAAAUAGCUCAGCUGGUGACCAAAGCUGGUGGCACAGUGGUGAGAGGAACUGAGUGGCUUAAGCACGAAGACCUUGAAAAUUAUGUCUUAAACCCAUCUCCAAGGAGUGUCAUGAAGGUGUUGUUGAAUUUAAACUCCCAGCAAAUCAUCAGAGACAUGAAGUCUGAGUCUCAAACAUCAAGAGAAGAACUGAAAGACUAUCUCUCCCAUCUGAGUUCCCUUUCGGGUCAAGAGAAAGGUUUGCUAAUAACACUGCCUCUGUUUCAAACUAUGACAGGAUCUUGGGUCACAGCUCAAUCAAAACAAGCUUUGGUUCUAACAUCUGGUCCAGAUAUACCCUCGGAGCUGCCUGUGCCUGAUUCAGUUAUCCAGUGUGCAACUGAGGCUGAUCGCAGACUGUUACAGCUGCUGAAAGUGAAUCUCUUAGGCCCAGCUGAAGUAGGCAUUAUUCUGAUUGACAACAUCAAGAACGGUGCCUGCAGCAAUCAAGAAACCAAGAACAUAAUGACAUGGAUUUUGCAGCAUGGUGACAUCCUUUUCUCUCAAAACCAGUCCCUAAAAUACAAGUGUAAGGAAUUGAGAUUCAUUGAUGGAAAGAAAAAGGCUUCAGACUUUUUUGAUCCAAGAAUUAAAACCUUUAAAAUGAUCUUGGAGUCAGACUUCUUUCCCCCAUCUGUAUACACAGAAACACCACAGAUGCUGCAAAGCCUCACCCAUCUUGGAUUGAUAAACAAAGAGUCAGAUUUGACACCUGAGCAUUUGAUGCAUGCAACCACAAUGAUUGAAAAACAAAAAGAGAACUCUGAAACUGAGGCCCUUAAAAGAGGUCAGGUCAUCUUGGAAAUGUUGGAUGGCUAUGAUCUACUGUCAAAGUUUUCAAAUGUGCAACUUAAUAAUCUCAAGAUGACUAAAUGGGUCCCAUGUGAUCAGCCUGGUACUGAAAGACAACAUCUAUCUGACAGAUCUACAAAAAGGCGUUUCUACAGCCCAGAGGAAAUGAGACACACUGUGUAUGAAGACAUUGUUGGUGAGGUGAUGCCUCUGAUGGGGAGGCUCAGUGACAGAGUUAACACCAAGCUCGGCCUAAAACGUCUGCCUCCACCAGAGAAAGUGAUUGAGAAGCUGUCACUGCUCAAAUCAACCAUACAGGACAUGGAUGAUCCUGAUACCAAUGUGGAUUUUAAAAGAAAACUACAUAGCAUUUACAGCCACAUGCAGCAAAACAUCUCUGCAUUCGCAGAGUUGAUGGACAUAGAGCCAGACUGGCUGUGGGCCCAUGACCAGUUUGUUUCUCCUCGUGACUUGGUUCUUAACUACCCACAGGAACUGGAUCUGAGCUCCUACAUCAGGAAAGUGCCAAAUGAAUUUUUGCCAUACAAGAAGCUGCUUCAGAAGUUUGGUCUGAGAACUUCACUUUCAAAUGAAGACAUAGUUGGUAUUCUUCAUUCUAUCAAGCAAAACAUCGAAGCAAGACAACACGCAUUUGCAAGUCCGGCUGAGGUGAAAGUGUCCCUUGAGAUUCUCAACUGGUUGUGGAAAACAAAGCAAACAGUUCAGGGUGACAUCCCAGUGCCAGUCAUUACAGAAGAUGAACAGUUUACCCUUAAACCAAAAUCAGAAGCCCUCCUCUGCGAUGUAAGUAGAAAUAAACUGAAAGAACUUCAAUUUAGCGAGGAGGAAAUGUAUCUCUUACAUGAAGAAAUCCCAAUCGCAACAGCUGAAUGGUUUAAAAUAAGAUUUCUCAGUAACUACAUCCUUGCUCCAGAGUUAAUUGGCAUUGAACAGUGUGGACAAUCUGAGCCAAUAACUACGAGGAUUAAAAACAUCCUUAAAGAGUAUGAUGAAGAAGGCGACAUCUUCAAAGAGCUCAUUCAGAAUGCAGAGGAUGCUGGAGCUGAUGCCUGUAAAUUCUUGGUGGAUUUCAGAGAACAUAAAGAUCCUCCUGAAAGUCUCAUUGAUCCAGACAUGGCCCUUUGCCAGGGACCAUGUCUUUGGGCCUUUAACAAUAAGCAGUUUACCGAGGACGAUUGGAAAAAUAUUGUGAGAGUUGGCUCAGCCUCAAAGCAAGAUAAAGUAGAAAAGAUUGGAAAGUUCGGACUUGGAUUCAAUACUGUUUAUCACGUGACAGAUAUUCCCUCCAUCCUGAGUGGUAAUAAACUUCUCAUACUUGAUCCAAAUGUGACUCACCUGAGAAAGCACAUCCAGCAGAGUACAAACCCUGGAAUCAAACUGGAUCUCUCUCAAAAGAGACUUUUCCAUUGCUUUCCUGGUCUCUUUAGACCAUAUGAAAGUAUUUUUGACUGUGACUUCACCCAGAAAUGUCCUCCAGAACCCUAUGAUGGCACUCUAAUCAAACUACCUUUCCGAAGUGAAAAAGAGGCAAUGAGAUCAGAAAUUUGCAAAAAAGUGUACCACAAACAGGACAUCCUUGCCUUACAGCAAAACUUCACAAAGAACUCUCAAACUCUUCUGCUUUUUCUCAGGAAUGUCAACAUGUUGUCUCUAAAAUGUAUGUCAAACAAUAUAUCAACAUCACUGACAGAUAAAGAAAUACCAACUCUUCUAAACAUCUUUAAAACUGUUGAUGAUACAAUAAUGGUUCCACCUAAAACUGUUGUCACAAAGCAGCAACAAGCAGAGAAAUCACUGAAAGCUAAUAUUAUACGCACAAAGGUCAUUGAUAGCUCCACAGUGCAAAUUGUCCAGAUAACUAGCCAGCAUUCUGGUGAAACUGAACAACAGUUUUGGCUCAUUUACAACUGCUUUGGCACAGGUCAGUCUUUGGAAAUGGUGCUUGAGGCAAAGGAGAAAGCUGCAUACUCUUUGCCCAUUGGAGGCGUUGCUGUGCGUUUGCAACAAGAAAAAGAGUCUGGAAAAUUCUCUCCUCUACAAACUGAUCUACUGGGACAGGCAUUUUGCUUCCUUCCUCUUCCCAUUCAAACUGGUCUCCCAGUAAAUAUAAAUGGUACAUUUGCUGUGAUGAGCAACAGAAGAGGUCUGUGGGAAAGUGGAGUAAAACAUGAAUGGAACAAGGCUCUUCUAAAGGAUCCUCUGGUGACUGCAUAUGUUACUGCACUUUCGGCAUUAAAGAAAAUGUCUGAAAACAAGCAACUUGAAGCCUACUGUUAUCACACUUUUUGGCCUGAGAGAGAGAAAGUGAGUGAUACUUUCAAGCCUUUGGUGGAUGAAUUUUACUCUAACCUUGCUCAACCCUCCAGUGGUCCGGAGCUCUUUUUUGAUGGCGAACACUGGUGCUCUAUGAACAAUGCCAUCUUUCUACACCAGAGCAUUGAGCAAAAUGACAAAAUCAGUGAACUUGCUUCUCAAGUGUGUAAGAAAUAUAUAAAAGCACCAAACCGUGUUGUCCCUCUUCCACUGUGGUUAAGAAAAAGUUUCAAGCAAGCUGGCCUAGAACAGGUUUUACAAAACAGGACGUGGACCUGGGAGAAGUUCUAUCAAGAAGCAGUGUUCAAAAACCUUGGAACCAUGGACCCUAAGACCAGAGACACACUUGUGCUGCAUGCUGUUGACCUGAAUAUGAAAAAGAUUGACCAUCUACUGACAUGUUAUCCUUGCAUACCCACAACAGAUGGAAAACUCCAGUAUAUCAGGAAACUUGUCAAUCCCUCUGGAAGAGCGGCUUGUCUUUUUGAGCCAAAAGACGGACGCUUGCUGGGUGGAACCAAACAGGACUUCUGUUCACCCAAAAGGAUUCAACGUUUGUUGGAACUUGGAAUGGCAAAUGAUCAUCUUACAUUGGAGGACAUCACCCACAAAGCAUGCACGAUGGCUAAAACCUUCAGUCUAGACAAAAAGAAAGCAUAUGAGAAUGUAAAGUGCCUCCUUGAACUUAUGAAGGACCACUUGGAUAACAAAAAUUCUCCCCACUGGAAAACAUUGAGAAUGACUCAGUUUCUCCCAGCAUUUUCCCCCAGUGACAUAAUGAUGAAUAAAAACACAACGCUUCAAAAACCCACAGCUGUUUUCAGUGACAGAUCCUCUCUGCUUGUUAACAUGAUUCAUCCUGUGCUGGAUAACACAGGACUGAAAAUACACAACGCAGAUCCAGUCCUAGAUGGUUUAGGAGUACAAAAGAGUCCAGAGCCAGAGAUCGUCCUUCAACAGCUAGAAGAAGCCUGUAAGCAUUCAAAGUCAGCUGACGCAUCUAUGCUUCACAAAAUAGCAUAUGAGUGCUAUAAGUUUCUGGAUCAGUCAAUCAGUGGAUGUCAGAAUACCACCUUAAUUUCACAACGAGCCAAUUCGUUCCCUUUCAUCCUCAUUGGCAACACAUUCGUUAAUGUCAACUGUGUUGCUGAAAAUGAGGAGUUUGAAGCUGAACCAUAUCUCCAUGUACUUCCACGUGCCUUCUCUAGUUUCAGGAAUCUCUGGGAGACUGUCGGUGUUGAAAAGUUUUUCACAACCACUCAGUUUCUGUCUGUGCUUCGAAAGAUUCACUCCCAACAUGUAAACAAAGCACUGCCAAAAAAUGAUCUAUCAAUUUGCCUCACAAUUUUAACCAAAGGGAUAUUUAAGGCAGAGCAAAAACCAACUGAAGACUGUUUUGUACCAAACGAACAUGGAGUUUUACAACCCGCCAAACAACUGUUUUACAAUGACAGCCCAUGGAUGCCAGUUGCUUCGGGUAUCACACUGUGUCAUGAACAUAUCCCUCGUCCAAUGGCUAUCCACUUUGGAAUCAAAACAACCAAGCACCAUACUCUGGAAAACAUCACAGUUGAAAACUUUUCCCCCUUUUCAUUUCAUUUUGAACAGCAAGAACAACUAACUGUUCGAAUUAAAAACAUAAUUUCGGCUUAUCCAUCGAAGAAGGACAUUCUUAAAGAGCUGAUCCAGAAUGCUGAUGAUGCUGAGGCAACAGAACUUCAUUUCAUCUGGGACAAACGGCAGCAUGGCAAAGAAAAAACGUUUGGGGAACGAUGGAAUAAUCUGCAGGGUCCAGCCCUCUGUGUGUUCAACAACAAAGUGUUUUCUGAUGAUGACUUGAAAGGCAUCCAGCAGCUAGGAGAAGGAGGGAAACAAAACUUACGAGGAAAGAUAGGUAAAUAUGGAGUUGGCUUCAACUCUGUUUACCACCUUACUGACUGUCCCUCCAUUCUAACUGGAGACAAAUUACUUUGCAUUUCUGAUCCCAAUCAAAAAUACAUUGAAAAUCAUUCAGACAAACCUCCAGCGGGCAUUGGUUACAAACUAGGUAGUGGUUUCAAGGAUAUGUACACUGAUGUCUACACAUCAUUUCUUCCUGAGAAAUUCCCUCUUAAAGAAGGCACCAUGUUCAGAUUGCCUCUGAGGACAACUAUGGAAGCAAGAGGCUCGAAAAUAUCCCACCAGGAAGUAACUGAAGAUGAUAUGAAUGAACUGAUCUCUGCCCUGUCUGAAGAUCCAGAAGGACUAAUACUGUUCCUGAAAAAUAUCUGCAAGAUAAAUGUUCAUGUAAUUGAUGACAAUUCAAGAAACAUUAAGACCACCCUCGUUGUUGAAAGAACUCUGAAACAAGAAAGCAGAGUAAAAAAGGAUGUGUUUGCUGAACAACUAAAGAAUGCACUGCAGUCUAAGAAGCCAAUAACCCCAUGCAAGACCUUUUAUGACAUCUCAGUUUCCACCUCAGAUAAAAGACAAAGUGAAUGGAUUAUGGCUGAACAGUUUGGUUCACACAAAAGCAAUGAUGAACUAAAGCUAACUAACCAACUUCCUCAUGGAGCAAUUGCUGCGCGUGUGAACACAAAGUCUCAUUAUACCAGCCUGUACAGCAGUAAUGCUUUUGAAGGGGCUGUGUUCUGUUCACUUCCAUUGCCCGGAAAAACUGGACUGCCAGUCCACGUGAAUGGAAACUUUGAGGUAGAUGCAACCAGGAAAAAUCUUUGGAAAGAAGAUGGCCAAAGUGUGAAGUUAAACUGGAAUGAGAGUUUGAAACAACUAGUCAUUGCUCCACUAUAUGCAGAUCUCUUGCAUUACAUACGAACUAAAAUUAACAUAAAGAAAGCCUUCCUUGGAAGUCUUGGACAUCAAGUCAGUGAGUCAUACUUGCGUUUUUGGCCAACUAUAUCGACAAAUGUUGGUCCAGAGUGGCAUCAAAUGAUACAGGAAGUAUACAGGUCCAUGAAAGAAAAGGGUCUUGAUGUAAUUCCUGUGCUGAAGAGCUUAACUAGUAAAACUGCAAAUCAGGAAAUGAAACAGUAUUCUGUUGACUGGUGUUCCCUUACAGAAACAGAUUCUGUUAAAGCACCUUACCUUACAGACACAGAAAAUGAAAAGAUCAAUCUCAUUUUAGAAACUCUCAGGAUGAAACUUGUUCCCGCUUUCUCAAACAUGGACAACAUUUGGGAAAACAUGCAGUCAGCUGGGAUUAAAGUGCUAAAAGUCAAUCCUGCUUCUGUGCGUGCGUUUUUGCAAGCAAAGCCCCUUAACGAUCCAACCAAAACCGAUAUGGAUUUACCCUUGGCUGUGAAUGCCACUCUAAUCAGAGAUAAAAAAAGAUGCUCAGAACUGCUGGACUUUUGUUUGAAGGAUUCUGAGUUAAAGGAAAAUGAGCAGAAUGAUUUGACUUUGCUUGAUGGGCUUCCACUUCUUCUGACAAAAGAUAAGGUUUUGAGAAAGUUUAAUUCGAAAUCUCCUAAACUGAUAUCAAUUUAUGACAGGCUUUUCUUUGGCUAUGAAGAAAGAUUUGCAGAUCACACAAUCAAUGGAAAGCACCGUGUUCUGGAAACCUUUAACCUCGUCAAGAAACUGACACUUCCAAACGCCGUAGAAUACUUAAAACCAAUAAUUCAAAGACUUCUUCAAAGUUGUGCAGUUAAUCCAGACACUGGUUUGUAUCUGCCCAGUGAAGAAAUGCUGAAGUGGCUGGAAUCCCUUUGGUGGUUCAUCGUAAGUGAAAUUAAACUUGAGACAUCCAGUGCUGAUGAUGAAAGUCUGACGUUAAGGGAUGUGAGAGAACUCCUCAGUGACUGCUACAUCCUACCUGUUGUGCAUUCAAGGUUAAACAACCAGCAUCUCCUGCAAACAAUGAAAGACAUGCCAAGUAUAAUCCCAUAUGUCUCAGAAAAAGAUAUAUCAUCCAUCCUCUGCAAACUUGGUUUUUUAAAACUACAUACUCUCUUCUUUUUAAAAACGCACCCACAGUUUAAGCUAAUUCUACACCAGGAACUCAUGGAUGUGAAUGAUAAAAGCUCAGUGCUGGACCAAGUAUGUAAAAUCAACCAGUCUGAGUUUUCACGCUUGUCAAGUGGUGAUAUGAAGGCAUUUCAGAACUUCCUGCAGUCAGGAGUAUCCAUGUCCAAAACCCGUCAGGAAUAUGAGAGGAAGUUUAAAUCUUUACCAAUAUUUGAAACAACACUUGGUGAACGAGUGAGGAUUGAUGGACAUAAGGAAGUGUUUGUCCUUAACAGUAAACAUUCAGAGACAUUUCCACAUUUGUUCACCCUCUGCAACAGCAAAAACACUUUCCUGAAAUACAACUCAGAAAAUCUGGGUCUGUCAGAGAUGCUGAAGAUUAAAAUCCUGGAUGAUCUUGAGUAUUUUAUGAAGUUCAUUCUACCAUUUGUACAAAGACUCAGCGAGAAAGAGACUCUUGACUGCUUAAAGUUGUUAUUGUUAAUGGAUUGUAUGAAUUUUGAGUAUUCCAAGUACAAGGACAACAUUAUCUCCUCACUGAAGUCUGUAAAGCUCAUUUCCAGUUCCCAAGGUCAACUAGAGACUGCCUCAUACUACUAUGAUGACAGUGUUGAGCUUUAUGAGAAAAUGGCUCCCCCAGAGAAAUUUGUGCCGAAGAAAUUCUGGACAUACCUGACUGGGGGAGAUGAAUAUAAAACAGAAAAAGCAAGACAGCUGGUCAGAGAUCUAGGAAUGAAACAUGAGGUGACCAAUGAUGACAUAAUCAGGUUUGCAUACCAACUGGAAUCAGAAGCAAAAGAAACCAGAAACAUUGAAAAGUUGAAACAGAACUCAAAGCUGCUUUUCAGGGAAGCCUUGACUAAAGUGAGCAAAGACAAAGACGAAAGGUUGCUAAAGAGCAUUGCUGACAUCAAGUUCAUUUAUCCAGUUAAGAUUCGAGAAGAUCUCUGCAACUACCACCAACCAUUUGCUUCAGAGAAUACUGCUGUUCAGAUCAAAGGAGCUUUGAUUCAUGGAGAUCCUAAACAUCAGGAUUUGAUUUGGUCCUCAAUGCCAAUCAUACAUUUGCCAGUUUAUAUCUCUCAAAAUCUGCCACAAAAGAUGAAGAAUGCAGGAGCUCACCAACAACCACCUUCACAGUAUGUGACUAGAAACAUGGGAAACAUCUGUCAGUCACCAUGUAAAAGUGAGCCGUUGAUCAAAACACGUGCAGAUGUGUUUCGAUGUGCGUAUGCCUACCUGCAAGCCAAUGACUUUGAUGGACACUCAUUGUAUGGCCUUCCUGUUGUCUUAGUUGAAAAUGACACUGUGCUUUUUAAAGCUGAUGGUGUUUGUCUCUCACUUAAUCAUGAUCUUGAGUUCAGACCAUACUUAUACGAAAUUUCUUCACAAGAUGCAAUGUAUAAAGAGUUCUUUAAGAAAGUUGGUGUGAAGGAGAAAGCCACUGCAGAGCAUUACUGUAAUGUCCUGGCGGCUGUUUAUGCUGAUUCCUGUGAUAAACAACAGCUAAAUGCAAACCAGCUGAUCACGGUAAAACGAGCAGUUCAGCACUUGUUUCUCUUGAUGAAAAAUCAAGAAAACCACAUUGUCAGUGGUGAUGUUCAGACUUUGUAUCUUCCUGCAGUCGAUAGAAAGUUGCACACAUCAAGUUCACUCUACUACAACGACACAGUGUUUGAGAUCAAAAGAUUGGAAGAAGGAUUGGAGGAUAGGUUCCUGUUGCUGGAGAAACUCAGUUCAUGUCAUCUGGAGAGUGACAUCUUUGAACACCAUCGACUGGUGAAGAUGUUACCUGAGAAACUUAAGCCUAAAAUGUUAUCCCAGAUCACUGAGGAGAAAGUUGUGGAGUCAAACAUGCAGCUUUGUGAGCUUGGGAACAGUUGUGAGUUCAGUGGUUGGUUUGAUAAGCAUCUCUCCUCAGAAGCAUUCAAACAUGGACUCAUUUGUCUCCUCAGAGAACAGACCGAGGGUAAAAUGACACAAGAAGAAGCAACAGAGAUGUGCUUAAAGUUGUUUGGUAGUAUUCAGAUUGUCUGCUGUGAAUCCCUAAAAACGAUGCUGUGGCUGGAUGGAGAGCCGCUACACAAAACUGCCAGAGAAACUGAUGUUUUUGUCAAACAAGAACAACGAGGUCUUACCUUGUUCUUGAAACACAACAAUGACAUGGCUCCUAAGGUUAUAAACAAAGUUAACAUGAUUUUGACAAAGGGGAUAAAUGCUCUUUUAGACCACAAAAUUGCAUCAGUUCAUCUGCCAGUGCUUGGACAGCUUCUCAUGUGUGAUGAUCUGCAAGAUGUGCAGCAAACCUUGGCUGAUAAUGACAUCCAUGAUAGUGUUGAGACUGAAAGACAAACUCUCAAUCCACCAGACCCAGGGACAGAUAUUCCAGAUGAAUGGCAUGAUUCAUUGGACAUGAGCUUCCUGAACAACUUUGAGGAGGGGGAAUAUGUCGGAUACAGCACCAACAACACAUACAUUUAUGCAGUUAUCAUCAAAGAGCUUCCUGGACAAUCUGGAAGAUGUUCCUGGAAAUACAAGAUAGAUAUUGGAGGUGAUGAACCAGUGGAAGUUGGUCAUCUUGACCUGUACCAAUUUAAACGAGACAAGAAGAUAAAAAGAGAAGGGACAAGAAAUACGUUUUCAAUGGAGCUGGAGGUACUGGUAGGAGGUGUGCCUCAUUCCUCACAGCCCACACAAAGUUCCUUACCAGCCUCUCUUGAUGAAGCUAAAAGAGAAAUUGACAAAUGUUUGGCUGAGAUCUGGAUACUUCCUGAACAGGAGAGGAAUAAAGCCAUCAGGAGACUUUACCUUAGAUGGCAUCCUGACAAAAAUCCUGACAGCCAGUUCCUCACCACAGAGGCUUUUAAAUAUUUGCAGAAUCGAAUCGAAGAGCUCACAAAUCCAUCCAAUUCAAGCAGAACUUCAAAUUACAGAGACUUCUACCAGCAAUGGAACCAAGAGGCCAGACGUCACAGAAGUGGUCGAGAAAGAUUCUUUAGAUCUAGAGGCUUCCAUUCCUACAACUUUUGGACCCAUAACACAAACGUUCCAAGGCCAAACAGAGAGGAAGCCAGACGCUGGUAUAAACAGGCUCGCUGUGAUCUUAACGCCGCUCAUGCAGACACAAGUGAAGGCAGGGCAGAGUGGUGUCUCUUUAAAGUCCAUCAGGCCGUGGAGAAAGCUCUCAUUGCAGCAGAAUACAAACAUAGUGGUAAACACACCACCGGCAGCUCGAUUUCAGCCACAGCAGCAAAAGUUUCCUGCUACCACCGUCAACUCAGGGACCUGCCUCAGAUUGUGGACGAACUGACGUCACUGGGAGUGGACGCCAAAAAGACUCAAUAUCCCAACUGUCAUCCAUAUCCCCACAUUCCUAAUGAGCGGUUCAGGUCGGAAAAUGGAGUACUAGCAGUGAACAAGGCCUCUGAGCUACUCGACAAAGUAGACGCGUAUAUAAAUUAGAUUGGAGUUCGAGCGAUAACUUUUCAGAUCUUGAUCAAUGCUAAAAUCUGAUGCUUUCUGGCUUUGUAAACCAUUUAUUUGUUUUGUAAUAAAACAUCAACAGUACAAUAGAGUUUAAUUAAAAAUGUAUCUUGAUUAUUCUAUUUCAAGACAGAAAACAAACAAAAAAAAAACAUUGGAUUCAUUUAUGAAAAGUCUAAUUUCAAAGCAUGUUUUAAAAAGCAGGAUAUUUCAGAGUAAUCACCCUUUUAACAUGUAUUUCAUAUUUUCUGUGCAGCUUUUCAGUGUCAAUGCACAUAUUGACUCUCACCAUUUCUUAUAUUAAUAUACUGUUUUAACAAGCAGGAUGGAACAAAUAUUGUAUACUGUAUUAUGUUUUUUGCUGUUUUUAUGUUGGGUAUUGUGAUGUUAUUUCAUUGUAAUUUUGAAUUUUUGCAUUUAUUUUUAUCUAUGUUUCAGUUCCGUUUUAUGAUUUUAUAACAUGUUUACACUAUAUUCCUGGAGGCGUUAUACUCCUAUCCAUUUAAUUUCAUGACCAAAUAUGUUUAUAGUAUAAUUUUUACGUGUUUUAAUUUUAGUUAGGAGUUAAUUAUUAAUGCUGUUAGACUCCACGUUAUAUUGUAUUAUAUUUACCUUAUCUAAAAUGUUCCUAAUUUUAGUUUUAUGUAUGCAUUUAUACCAUCUUGCCAAGCACAAGUAUAAAAGAAUUGUACUGUUGCUUUUCAAAAUAAUGAAACUACGGUGCCUAUAAACAAUGACCCAUUAUACAGUAUUGUGUGUUGGCUUGUUUUAGAUAUGCAACCGCAAAUUAAGUACUGUAACCUAACUGGAAUUGUUUUCUCUAUUUAUAAAUAUAUUUUAGUUGCCGUUAAUUGAGCUUUGACAAAAAACUUUAAAUAAAUAUUGCUCCCUUUACACAUGAAUCAUGUCCAACUGUGGUUUAUACAGAAAAAACAUUGAAUUUAAUUUUUUUUUCUUUUCUUCUUUUAUGUAAUGUAUUCAAGACUAAUUCAAAAAAAUAUUUCUGUCACACCAUGCUUUUUAGUAUGUCUUUGAGAACUAAAUUUCAAUUUACAUUUUUUCAACAUGUCUGAUAUAAUACUGACUUAAAUUAUGGAGUAAUAUUGUUAACCGUAAACAAUUCUGUUUAAUUGGUAGGGGUUGUAAUGAAAAGCCUUGUCAAGAAAAUGAACCUCUUUUUAUUUUAGGUUAAUCAGAUUUCUGCUCAUUUACAAUCAAUGUUUAGACCAAAUUUAGGCUUCACUCUUCUGGGUUUGCCUUGUUGGCUAUCAGUUUUAUAGACACCUUUAGUAAAAUAAAUAUACUCCAAACCAUGACGAAAAAAA
Molecule: messenger RNA, 14300 nt
Organism: Fundulus heteroclitus (mummichog)
Lineage: Eukaryota; Metazoa; Chordata; Actinopteri; Cyprinodontiformes; Fundulidae
Product: sacsin
Exons: 8
Coding region: 166-12954 (4262 amino acids)
Source: RefSeq, a predicted model, not a curated record